AUGAGUUGUGUACCUGGCUUGUCAACUGUUGAAGUAAUGAGAGUAGCAAGAGCAAGCUUCAUCCACUUCUCUUCCCGGAGAUACGCUGAUGACUGCAUGCCUGCUCGUGUUUUAGGCAGUGCUCCGCUUGGCCUCUCAGACCAGGAAACCAAAGAUGUUGAGCUGGCACACCUUCUUUUAGCUUUUGCUGAAAAGGUUGCAAAGCAGCAAUAUGGUUGUGCAAGAAAACUACAGAACCUAUGCCAUUUCCUAUCUUCCAGCUGUGGAAAUUCAGUUCAAAGAGUUGUUUACUAUUUUGCCAAAGCUCUUCAGGAGAAGACUGAUAGAGAAACUGGCAGAAACACAUCUGAGGGCUCAGAAAGCAGAGAUGUACUUGCAAUGCAUUUCCAAGAAGCAAUGGCGAGUUCGACUCCUGCUUUAAUGGCAUGCUUCCUAGAAGUUCCCUUUUAUCAAAUAACUGAGUUUGCAGGGAUACAAGCAAUUGUUGAAAGUGUAGCAUCAGCCAAAAAGAUUCACUUCAUUGACCUUGCAAUCAGAACUGGGGGGCACUGCAUAGUGUUGAUGCAAGCUCUUGCAACUCGAUACGAAUGCCCGAUCGAGCUGCUAAAAGUUACUGCUGUUGGAGUGACAUCAAGAGAAAAGAUGGAGGACACUGGCAGAAGGUUGGCACAGUUUGCCGAGGCAUUGAAAUUACCAUUUUCCUUCAAAGUAGCCAUGGUGAAAGAUAUCAAAGAUGUCAAUGAAGACACCUUUGAGUUAGAGGAUGGCGAAACAGCUGCAGUUUACUGCCCUCUACUGCUAUGCAGCACAAUGAGACAACCCAGUUGCUCAGAAUCUCUAAUAAAAGUACUCAGAAACCUCAACCCCCAUCUGAUGGUGAUCACCGAAAUCGAAGCAAAUCACAACUCACCAACUUUCACAAACCGUUUCAAUGAAGCACUCUUGUACUAUAGUGCUUAUUUUGAGUGCCUUGAUGUCUGCAUGGACAGAGGCAGCGCCUACAGGAUGGAAUUGGAGGAAACAUAUUUGAGCCUUGAGAUAAAAAAUAUCAUUGCUAGCGAAGGCAAAGAGAGGAUAAUCCGGCGCAUGAAAAUCGAUGCCUGGAGGACUUUGUUUGCAAAAAGUGGAAUGGUGGAAGCAGAGCUCAGCUUGUCAUCCUUGUACCAAGCAGACCUCGUGGCUAAACAGUUUGCUUGUGGGAGUUGUUGCACAUUGGAUGCUAAUGGGAAAGGCCUUAUUGUUGGAUGGAAAGGAACACCAAUUCUCUCUCUUUCUGUUUGGAAGUUCCAUGCAGUCAAUGCUAAGACUGCUAAAUAUCUCAUGUAA
Molecule: messenger RNA, 1326 nt
Organism: Prunus persica (peach)
Lineage: Eukaryota; Viridiplantae; Streptophyta; Magnoliopsida; Rosales; Rosaceae
Product: DELLA protein GAI1
Exons: 1
Coding region: 1-1326 (441 amino acids)
Biological process (GO): regulation of DNA-templated transcription
Cellular component (GO): nucleus
Molecular function (GO): DNA-binding transcription factor activity; sequence-specific DNA binding
Source: RefSeq, a predicted model, not a curated record